Exophiala spinifera is the source of this 2469-nucleotide messenger RNA. RefSeq lists its product as uncharacterized. Gene Ontology annotation, molecular function: DNA-binding transcription factor activity, RNA polymerase II-specific; zinc ion binding; DNA binding. The transcript has 3 exons. Gene Ontology annotation, biological process: regulation of DNA-templated transcription; DNA-templated transcription. Lineage: Eukaryota; Fungi; Ascomycota; Eurotiomycetes; Chaetothyriales; Herpotrichiellaceae. The coding region runs from base 1 to 2469 and encodes 822 amino acids. The record is from RefSeq and is a predicted model, not a curated record.
AUGGUGCCUAAAGAUAGCAAUGUUCCUGCCACAUCGUCCUCCAACAAAGACCGUGUCGUCAAGAAGAGAGCAUCGCAAGCAUGUCACCACUGCAGAACGAGAAAGGUCAAGUGCGACCUGAUGAAAUCUGGUGUGCCAUGCCACAAUUGCGAAUCGGACGGCAUUGAAUGCGUCGUCGUCGAAUCCAGGCGCAGCAGGAAAUAUCGGCUUCAAAAACGACAGUUGACAGGUCUGGUCACUCUACCUCCGCUGAAGCAAGCCCAGUCCACGGCGACUGAAGACUCCCACUCGAACGAGGACAUCGGAGAAGAGGCGUUCAAGGAUCCCGUCGUUCCCGCUGCUGGUGCACCAGCACACACUCCCACUGCCAGGGUCAACAUCCUUCAAAGCCCAGUUGGGACAAAUUCAGGCCACAAUAUCGACGGCAUACGCUAUUGGUCUGUAAGCCGGAAUGUUCGUGCAGCUUCAUCGUCCCAGUCAGCAUCAUCAGCCGUCAACCUUCCAUCAUACAUACGUGCCGUUCGACCCAGCAUCAAAGGACAAGAUAUUGAUUUUCUGUCCUAUCGAGGCGCCUUGGCUCUACCAAACGACGACCUUCGUGAUCAACUACUACGAUGCUUUGUGCUCUAUGUGUACACAUAUAUGCCCAUUGUCGACCUCGAAGAGCUCCUCGGCGCCAUAGACGGUACUACGAAUGGGCCCAAAGUUAGCCUGACCCUUUUCCAAGCUGUCAUGUUUGCCGGAAGUGCGUUUGUCGACCUUGAGCUCCUUAAGAAUGCAGGCUACGAUAACCGAAGAGCUGCCAGGGCUGAUUACUAUCAGAAGGUCAAGUUGCUGUACGACUUUGACUGGGAUGUGGAUCGCAUCGCGCUCAUUCAAUCUCUCCUCCUCAUAAACUACUGGUACGUCUCUGAAACCGACCAGAAGGACCCGUGGCACUGGUGUGGUGUCUGCGUAUCUCUUUCGGUAAGCCUUGGGCUGGAUCAGAGGAUCACUUACCACCAGAGAGACCUCAAAACCUGUCAUUUGUGGAGACGAAUAUGGUGGGCCUGUGUCAUGCGCGACCGCAUCACAGCAGUAAGCAUGAGACGCCCAAUGAGGAUCAAAGAUGAAGACAUCAAUCUCAUACCACUCUGGUACGAUGAUUUUGAUAUACAACCCAUCAACACUUCAAUAGUGUCCCUCAAGGGGCUACCAUUCUUGACCGUCCCAACGCUCCGGAAGAGUCUUGCCGAAAUGUGCAUCGCCAAGAUCAACCUCCUACUAACCAUGGGUCACAUCAUUCGGGAUCUGUAUCACUUACGCGUCUUUGGUGGCUCGACGGCCCAGGCUACGAUGUUAUACAAGCCCAAGGCGUCACGCAUUGAACCAGCACAGUUGAGCAAGCUCGGGGACGAACUAGCCCAAUGGUACAGAGAUCUGCCAGGCAGCUGCUGGGUUCUGCUUCCGUCGUCGGAAAACGUGCGUCGCUAUGAUUCUGCCACGGAAGACGCCCUGUUUUUGCACCGAGCCCUGCUGCGCAUGACGUAUCUGUUGGCCACGGAGAACCUCAGCAGGCCGCAAAUGCUCUCGAAAGGAAUGUCGACUGACUCGACAAACAACAAAGUGAAAGACGCGGCCGACGAUAUUGCCGAGAUGGUGCAGCGACUACAGAAGCGAGAUCUGGUCAAGUUCCUCCCGCCUUUCGCAGUCAGCUUCAUGCUGUUCGCUCUCGCCGCGUUCCUCGUCGAGAUCAAGACAAAGGGUCAGAACUUGCCGGGCCAACAGUUCCACCACUGCGUCCGAGCAUUGUGGCAACUGCGAGACAUUUGGCCCAUUGCGGACUCUGCAUGUUUCCUGAUCGGCCAAAUGAUCGCCAAAAGCCAGGUGGGAGGAAUCUCGACACCAGGCAUCCAGCCCGGCGGAAUAUCCUACAACAGUCGCGUGAAAGAUGAACCCAGCCAAAGCAAUGAUGUGCAGAGAGAAACGCAGGAAAUUCCACAACCUCCGCCGAUCGGCCAGUUUGUCGAGCAAGCGCAUACCAAUACGAGUACGGUGGAUAUGAUCAUGAACAACAACAGCAACAACAACAACAAUAUCACCUCAAUGACGGCCCUGGACCAACACCACCAUAUUACGAACACCUCUACUUCUAUGGACCUAGAUCAGCUCCCGACGGAUCUGAUGUCGGGCUCGAUGACGUUUCUCGACAUGAACGAUCCAACGCUGUACGAAUGGACAGGGUCCGAGUUUGACGGGGCCAACUACGCCGGGGCCGUCAUCACCAACGGACACGCCUUGCACAUGGACUUUGCCUUUGACGGGCUGGGCAGCGAUUUCCAAAACAACCUGCUCGGAUUCGGCCCGUCGUCCAACGACCUCGACCAACUUGGCCUGGACAUGCCGUAUACGACUACGUCGACCGGUGUGCCGAGGGCAGCCUUGACGGGCGACUGGGACCCGCACAUGCAGAAUCCGUUUAUGGGAUGA